AUCCCCGGCUCAGCCGCACUUUUGCGCCAGACGAGAAGGGGGGACGUUCUCGCACUCGAGCAAAAAGACGAGGAGGAAAAAGCGUCGGGGAGUCCGGGGGAAUUUACCGCGGUGUUUUUUGCCUGGAACGGCUCAUCUUUUCCCCGGGGUUUUUACAAAGAUGAACGCCGGCUGCGUGAUGCUGGCGUGCGGCUUGCUUGCGGGCGCAUCCUGGGGGUUUAAGACAAGCCAACCCCCCAAACUUCCUUGUAGACCCGGCUUCUCCCAGAACUUCUACACAGUGAUAGUCUCAGGAGAUGUAUUGCACGGCAAGAGCAUCCUCAAAGAUACCACCCUGUCCAGCGAGCGUGUGAAGUUUCAAGACUGCCAGCGCAGCAGAGAGGUGGGCUUCGUAAGCAGCGACCCCAACUUCAGCGUGAGGCCUGAUGGGACGGUAUACACUGAGCAGGAGGUGGCCAACCUGUCGGAGCCCGUUCAGUUCAUGGUCACGGCGCGGGGUCUCCAUGACCCUCACAUCUGGGAGACCACCGUGAAGCUGGCGCUCGCCGGACACCUGCAUUCUUUACCUCUCACAAAGAUCAGUUUUGAGGAGAUGCUCUCAAGAGUACUGGACUCCCAACCCAGGGUUAUCAAGUUUUCUCGAAGACAUCAGCGAGGCUCAUCUGGCAACGGGCUGAGGCGACAGAAGAGGGACUGGGUCAUCCCGCCCAUCAACGUGCCCGAAAACUCCCGAGGACCCUUCCCCCACAUGCUCGUCAGGAUCCGCUCGGAUCAGGAUAAGGACGUAGGAAUCCGCUACAGCAUCACUGGAGCAGGCGCUGACCAGCCCCCCAGUGGCAUCUACAACAUCGACCCCAUCAGCGGCAACAUGUUUGUCACCCAACCCCUCGACAGAGAGGAGAGAGCGUCCUACCAUCUCCGUGCCCAUGCAGUGGACAUGAAUGGGAACCAGGUGGAGAAUCCCAUAGACUUGUACAUCUAUGUGAUCGACAUGAACGACAACAGACCGGAGUUUCAGAACCAGGUCUACAACGGCUCUGUGGCCGAAGGCUCCAAACCAGGCUCGUCUGUGAUGCAGGUUACAGCCGCCGACUCGGAUGACUCCACUACAGCUAACGGCAUGGUGCGUUAUCGCAUCCUCUCGCAGACGCCCCACAGUCCCAUACCCAACAUGUUCACCAUCAACAGCGAGACUGGCGAUAUAGUAACCGUGGCAGCCGGUCUGGACAGAGAGAAAGUGUCUCAGUACACACUCAUCGUCCAGGCCACAGAUAUGGAGGGAAACUUGAACUUUGGACUUUCCAACACAGCUACAGCACUUAUCUCCAUCACCGACAUCAACGAUAAUCCCCCAGAGUUUACCGUCAGGACGUUCUCGGGCGAGGUCCCAGAGAACAAGGUGAACGUGGUGGUCACCAACCUGACCGUGGUGGACAGAGACCAGCCCCACAGCCCCAACUGGAACGCCGUCUACCGCAUCAUCAACGGAGACCCCACCGGACACUUCACCAUCCGCACCAACCCCAUCACCAACGAGGGCAUGCUGACCGUCGUCAAGCCGGUGGACUUCGAGAUGAACCGGGCCUUCAUGCUGACCGUGGUGGUGUCCAACCAGGCAGACCUGGCCAGUGGCAUCCAGUCCUCCCUCCAGUCCACAGCAGGAGUCACCAUCUCUGUCCAGGACGUGAACGAGCCGCCCGUCUUCCCCGUCAACCCCAAGAUGAUCCGUUUCGAGGAGGGCGUGCCGGCAGGGACCACUCUCACCGUGUUCGCCGCCCAAGACCCCGACCACUUCAUCCACCAGAUCGUCAGGUACUCCAAGCUAUCAGACCCUGCUAACUGGCUGAAGAUCAACAGGACCAACGGUCAGAUCACCACCAUGGCCCUGCUGGACAGAGAGUCCGUGCACGUCAGGAACAACAUGUACGAGGCCACGUUCCUGGCAUACGACAAUGGUUCACCUCAAGCCAGUGGGACGGGCACUCUCCAGAUCUACCUCAUCGACGUGAACGACAACGCCCCGGUGCUGGUGCCCCGAGAGGCCCAGGUGUGCGAGCGCGCACGCCCCAACUCCAAGGUCAACAUCACAGCUUCAGACGCCGACACCGACCCCAACGUGGGGCCCUUCGUCUUCGAGCUGCCGCCCUUUCCCGCCAGCGUCCGACGCAACUGGACCAUCUCCAGACUGAGCGGGGACUACGCUCAGCUGAGGCUGAGGAUUCCCUACCUGGAGGCGGGCGUGUAUGAGAUCCCUGUCAUCGUCUCCGACUCGGGGAACCCUCCUCUGUCCAACCGUUCUCUGAUCAGGGUCAAAGUGUGUCCCUGCGACAGUAAUGGGGACUGCAGCGCCACGGGGGCGGUGGCGGCCGCCGGCCUCGGCACCGGAGCCAUCAUUGCCAUACUCAUCUGCAUCAUCAUACUACUCAGCAUGGUUCUGCUGUUUGUGGUGUGGAUGAAGCGCCGGGAAAAGGAACGGCAGGCAAAGCCACUGCUAAUUGAUCCCGAGGACGACGUCCGGGACAACAUCCUCAAAUAUGAUGAGGAGGGAGGAGGAGAGGAGGAUCAGGACUACGACCUGAGCCAGCUGCAGCAGCCCGAGUCUCUGGACCACAUCAUCAGCAAGCCCACGGGCGUGCGCAGGGUGGACGAGCGGCCGGUGAUCGCAGAGUCCCAGUACCCCGUCAGGCCCAGCCUGCCCCACCCCGGAGACAUCGGAGACUUCAUCAACGAUGGCCUGAGGGCAGCAGACAACGACCCCACCGCUCCGCCCUACGACUCCCUGCUGGUGUUCGACUACGAGGGCAGCGGCUCCACCGCCGGCUCCGUCAGCUCGCUCAACUCCACCAGCUCGGGGGACCAGGACUACGACUACCUCAACGACUGGGGCCCUCGCUUCAAGAAGCUGGCCGACCUGUACGGAGGCGGGAGCGACGACUGAGGGCGGCGCC
Messenger RNA from Cololabis saira (Pacific saury), 2948 nucleotides. RefSeq names its product cadherin 4, type 1, R-cadherin (retinal) (gene cdh4). Bases 161 to 2938 code for a protein of 925 amino acids. The transcript has 17 exons. Gene Ontology annotation, biological process: homophilic cell-cell adhesion; calcium-dependent cell-cell adhesion; multicellular organism development. Gene Ontology annotation, molecular function: cadherin binding; calcium ion binding. Lineage: Eukaryota; Metazoa; Chordata; Actinopteri; Beloniformes; Belonidae. Gene Ontology annotation, cellular component: adherens junction; catenin complex; plasma membrane. The record is from RefSeq and is a predicted model, not a curated record.